Messenger RNA from Pristis pectinata (smalltooth sawfish), 3683 nucleotides. It is a transcript of the gene smim7, whose product is annotated as small integral membrane protein 7. NCBI's taxonomy places the organism in Eukaryota, Metazoa, Chordata, Chondrichthyes, Rhinopristiformes, Pristidae. The record is from RefSeq and is a predicted model, not a curated record. The transcript is spliced from 5 exons. Bases 86 to 313 code for a protein of 75 amino acids.
UUGGCUGAGCGGAAGGGAGUGCGCACUGUGAUUGGCGGCGGCGGUUGCGGCGAUAGGUUGCGCCGUGCGGCGGAGGCGGACGGAGAUGAUCGGAGACUUUCUGUUGUUCGGCACCUUGCUGAUGAAUGCAGGAGCUGUGCUGAACUUCAAACUAAAGAGAAAAGAACUGCAGGGUUUUGGAGAAGAUGGGCGACAGUUGACUACAGGUGAUAACAUAAGAGAGUUCCUGCUGAGUCUGCGCUAUUUCCGGAUCUUCAUCGCCCUGUGGAAUAUCUUCAUGAUGUUCUGUAUGAUUGUGCUCUUUGGAUCUUGAAAUCUAUCAAUGCUAUGGAAAAGGAGCAAUCCUGGGACCUUCUGGAUUUGGAUUCUUAGUCAUUUCUUUACUUGUUGAAUUAUAAUUUUUACAUUUGAUCAACCCUAAGGUUCUGGCAUGGGUUUUACACACCUUCAAACAGUUACAUACAUCUAAAGUCCAGCUCUACAACAGCAGCUAGAUAAGUGAUAGCAGCCAAAAGGAAUAUCUAUCCAGAGUUUUCCCGCCCUCCCUGGAUAGAUCACCUGUUCAGGAAAUUUCCCAGAUACUUUCACACUGCAGAGUUGAAAAUGCAGGAUCACUGCAUCAUAUUCAGUGUUCUUUUGGGUUCACUCCAGAGACAAACGGAUAUAUAUCUAAAAUGUCAGCCCCUGUGGAAAUUUGCCUGUAGAAAAAUAUUUUGAAUAUUAAAUUUAUGCUUAAUGGAUAAAUAGAUUGCCCCUUGCUUCUCAAAUUGUUUUUUUUUUCAAAGAAAUGAAUUUUAAAAUAGGAUAUUGUGUUAGAAUUGAAGUUUUUUUUAUGCAGCUAACUAGUACUAACAAAUCUGGUAUCAAAGAGGAUUUCAUGGAAUCACAUGUGGGCUGUAUACAUCACAAGGAUAAGUAAGUCAGUGUGGAAAGUACUGUGCUUACCAAUAUCACUGACUCUAUAUAGUUCAGAAAUAACAGCUGACCCACAGGGCUUUAUAAACUCUGGAGAUGAUGAGAUUCUUCCCUUUUAAGCAAUCUUAAGUCUAUGCUGAUCUGUAUUUUGCACAUAAUAAAUCCCUUCUCAGUUCCAUAUUUAGUGCACUUUUUUUGCUUAUCAGAUGAUGUUUUGUGCAAUGAGAGAACAAAAAGAAAAAUAAAUGUGAUUGAUGAAACUGAAUCACAAUAAAAUGUUGAAUUCAUGCAAGGGAAAUUUAUUUCAGUUUGAUUUUAAAUUUAAAUUUAUUCUAAUGGGCUGUCCCCACCGUUAAUCUGCUUCACACAAAUUCUAAUCAUGAUUGACUGCCCUUUGUACAUUUUCUCAAGGGUGUUAUAUAACCAAAGUGGGACAGUACUCCAAGGAGCAAUUCUGAUUGCAGCCUGCAACUUGCAGUCAGCACUUGUCCUGUUUUUUUUUGUCACUUGUUUUUAGCCUGUAGCAUGCCUACAUGGAGUCAGUGAAAUGAACACUUUGGUGGGAUGUAGAUUCAUUGUGACCAAAAUGGCCAUCACUUACAGUAUGGUUUCCCUCAAAUUACUAGGUAUUGUUGAAAAAAAUUAUGUCCCGUUUAUCUCCAAUCCUCUGGGUUCAGGUGCUAUAUUUAGGAUCAGUGGCCAUUAAUUGCCUGCUUGGUUUCUCAUCAGUGAUAGAAGUUUCUCUUUUCAAGUUCUUUAAGCUACAAUUAUAUACUUUCUGGUUGACCAGUGAUCUGUGUAGUGUUGGUGGCCGAGGUACUGAUGGUUUUCCCCAUUACUUGGAAACGUGUAUUUCAAAGCAAUAGUCCAUAUCCAGUGAACUUUUGUAGGAGUUACUUGAAUAACAUUACCAUGUGUCAGAAGGACAGUGCUUUAUUGGUGAUAUGCGAUGAUGCUUGACCAUUAUGUAUUGGAUAUCCAUGCUCAUUAUUGGAGGAGCUGCCCGAUAACUGGGAGAAACCGCCUCCUGCACGUGCUAUAAGUAGCUGCCAUUGUGGCUAAUUGAUCUAUUGCCCUCUUUUGUGUUGAAGAUAACAAGUUAUAAAUGCAGAGAAAACGACAUAAAUUGGGGAUGAGUGAAAUUAUAGAUGUCCACAGUGAGCAUAGAUUGUAAUUCAGCAAACUGCUGCUGUAAUGUGCUGUCCCUGACAAUAACCCUUCUGUCCACUGGUCUGCAGCCUGAUUCAUUGAUUUUCAGUUUUCUUAUAAAUUUGUUAAUAAUAUGUUGGACAACGGACUUGUGGCUCUCAAAUCAUGGUGGUUCUAAUACUUCAUGUUCUCACACCAUCACAUGUACCAUAAUCUGGUGUCUGUUCACAAAAACUAACUAUAAAUUAAAGCUCUUCUUAACCACAUUUGUGCUUUGGAUACAAUAAAAUGUGUAAACACUUAUUUGCAUCUAAAGUAUGUGGGACUACCUCUGUUUUUCAAUUUGUCUAUGUUGAUGAAUUAAAUCUAUUAUAUAUUAACUUUAAGACAUGUUUUGUAGUAUGGAAAAAAAAGAGUAAAAUGGGGCAAUCAAAGAUACAGGAAAACUCCAUUAAUCUGGCAUGCUCGGGACUUUGUUGGACAAGCAGAUUUUCUGGCUAUUGGGUGUCAUUAAUUUAUUACUCAUGUACCAAUGGAUUUUUAAUUCACAGAUGCUACACAGUAAAAUUUCCAGUGAACCUGGUAUGUUUCGAAGAGUGCAGGAAAUAAGGCUCCAGUAAGUUUCAAGGGAGCAUGGGAAACAUAACCAGAUGAGUUUAAAGGGAGCAUGAGAACUAAGGCCGCAGUGUAUGAAAGCAGCACAGGUUUUGCGCAGUAGAGUGGAGCUCAAGCAAUCAUAUUCUGUUUAGAAACUGAGCUCACGAUGUAAGAGAGUCAAUGCAACAUCACUGUUUCCUAUUCUACAGAUUUACACUGCUUUUUUUUUCUGCCCCUUCAAUGCCACAUGGACUGUCUCAUUUCUACCAAACCUCCAGACUGUUCAGCCACAGCUGGAAUAGUAGAUGCAGCUGAUCCAAUCAAAGAGUUACUGGUGAAUAAUUUGAGCCAAUAUGGUUUAAGGAAACAUUCCUAGGAAUCAGGCUUGCAGAGUGCUAACAUUUGUUGGAUUGGGUAAAUCUCUGAGAGGAUAACUGGGAUUCAAUUAUGUUCUUAUGAAGAGGCAGUUACUGUUUCCUUUAUUAUAUACAAAAAUGCACCACAUACUAUUUCUUGAUCUGAAUUUCCUGCUCUGAAGUAUUAGCAUUUGGCAGUUUUGAAUGCUAGGGUUGGAAUUGCAGAACGUGCAAACCUGCAAAAUCCUAGAUUGCAAAUGGCUUUGCUAUUUUUGGCCUAAGAAUGCUACUUUAAAGUGGAAUGAAAUGAAUUUCUGUACCAGAAUAAUGGGCGGUAAAUUAUAUACCUAUGUUUGAAGCAGUUCAGAUAUCCUUAUUUAACCAUUGAAACAACUGUAAGAAACCUCUUCCUGACCUUACAAUCAGCAGGAGCUGGAUUUUGGCAGUUUUCUGGUAGCUGUGGUUUUCAGUUGCCUGUGUAAAUAGUAAAUGACUUUGUACUAAUUCAUGUGGGUCAGUAUGGGCAAGCUGCUGUUUUCAAAAGAAACUGUUGCAAUAACUUCUCAUGUAAUGUUUGUCUCAAACUGCAUUGCCAAAUUUAAUGCCAUGGGUGCAUCUGUGUAUUAAACUUGUAAUUUUUUAAAUAAACAAGAAUCCUCUCCCAGA